This is a messenger RNA of Durusdinium trenchii, 822 nucleotides long. The record is from the annotation of a GenBank genome assembly. Lineage: Eukaryota; Dinophyceae; Suessiales; Symbiodiniaceae.
GUCUGUUAACUGUUUGAGCCAUAGCUGCCAUAACACGCAGUAGCCAUAUCGGCACAGCUGUGGCAAGUGACGCAAGCAGCUUCAUCCCGUCUACGUGAGUUAUGCCGCCACUCCCAGGGAUGACGCCAAGUUUGCCCAGUGCGGGGACAUCACUUGACCUUCAGGGCGUCACCGAAGAGCAGAUCAAAGAGUUCCUUGGAUCGGUUUCUGAGGAGGAACGUCAGAAUGUCAUGGCAGCUUUGAAGAUCGUGAAGGCAGGAGGAGCAUCCGAAGGCGAAGGGCCCGCACCGAAGGCGAGCUCCUACAUGAUGCAAGCCACUGAUGGAGGAUGGGGUUUCUACCUGAUCAAGGUGGAUGUGAACUCCGAUGGCAGUGGAACUGUGAAGGAGCAGGUGUCCACCAGCGAAGAAGCUCCAGAAAUCACUGAGGUAUGGACAGGGAAGUUCACCCUCAGUGGGGAGAUCACCCUCAUGUUCCAAGGCACAGAGGUUGAGGUGAUGUCGGAUACUGGCAAGGUUGCCGAGUUCAAGAGAGAGACCAAAGCAGGGAGCAAAGAAUUCCGCUUUCAGAAGGCAGACGGAGGAUGCCUUUUGCACUUGGGGGAGGAUGGUGCGCCUUUGGAUUGCCCUUAUCCCUCAAAAGAGGGAGAGAAGAAGUACCUCUAUCCCCAAGGGGGAGGUGAAGCAUGGUGAAGCCUAAAAAUUUGAACCAGGCGAAGCGCGGGCCGAACGUUUUCUGCUUGUACCGAACACGCUACUGCAGCGCAUGAGCGCCGAAGCCGCUCCACCUUGGACUGACACAUUCUUUGGACACGAAAAAGAA